Nannospalax galili (Upper Galilee mountains blind mole rat) is the source of this 4005-nucleotide messenger RNA. RefSeq names its product pannexin 2 (gene Panx2). Bases 116 to 2272 code for a protein of 718 amino acids. Gene Ontology annotation, molecular function: channel activity. The transcript has 5 exons. The record is from RefSeq and is a predicted model, not a curated record. Gene Ontology annotation, biological process: monoatomic cation transport; positive regulation of interleukin-1 production. NCBI's taxonomy places the organism in Eukaryota, Metazoa, Chordata, Mammalia, Rodentia, Spalacidae.
UCACCAUCGGCACCGUUCUGGUCCCCAUCCUGCUGGUCACCCUGGUCUUCACCAAGAACUUCGCAGCCAGAGGAGGGUAGUAGGCCUGUCCUACACCUGCUGGACCCCGGUGUAAAUGGGACUAGGCUCUGGGCUCUGGAAUGUCACAGUGGGAUCUGAGGCUUGGAGAAGUAGCCAGGGGUGCAGAUGGCUGUGCCCUCUGCAGCUACUGGACAACAAGAACAGAUGUCUUGACAGCGAACUUCAACACCGUCCUCCAACUUUCAGUAAACCCUGGACCUGGAGAUAUCCGUCCUGCAUGCGGGCAUCCUUCAGCCUGUUUAAGAUCAUCCCAAGGGUGGAGAAGGUUCAGCUGGUCUCACCCCACGGACACUGGUGUCCGAAGACUCUGACACUCAAGAUUAGAUGCCCCUACUGGCAGGACAGAAGUCCUGGUGCACAACAGGGCCUCAGGUCAUGCUCAGAGGAACCAAUUUACUGUUAUACUCCGCACAACUUCACCCGCGACCAGGCACUGUAUGCCCGCGGCUACUGCUGGACAGAGCUGCGGGACGCGCUGCCCGGUGUGGAUGCCAGCCUGUGGCCAUCGCUGUUUGAGCACAAGUUCCUGCCCUACGCACUGCUGGCCUUCGCCGCCAUCAUGUAUGUGCCCGCGCUGGGCUGGGAGUUCCUGGCUUCCACCCGCCUCACCUCUGAGCUCAACUUCCUGCUGCAGGAGAUCGAUAACUGCUACCACCGAGCAGCCGAAGGCCGUGCCCCCAAGAUCGAGAAACAGAUCCAAUCCAAGGGGCCCGGCAUCACAGAGCGUGAGAAGAGAGAGAUCAUCGAGAACGCUGAGAAGGAAAAGAGCCCUGAGCAGAAUCUGUUCGAAAAAUACUUGGAGCGCCGAGGCCGCAGCAACUUCCUGGCCAAGCUGUACCUGGCACGCCAUGUGCUCAUCCUGCUGCUCAGCGUGGUGCCCAUCUCCUAUCUGUGCACCUACUAUGCCACCCAGAAGCAGAAUGAGUUCACCUGUGCCCUAGGCACCUCACCUGACGGGCCGGCGGGGGGCGCUGGUCCCACAGUACGUGUCAGCUGCAAGCUGCCAUCUGUGCAGCUGCAGCGAAUCAUUGCAGGCGUGGACAUUGUGCUGCUCUGCUUCAUGAACCUCAUCAUCCUCGUCAACCUCAUCCACCUCUUCAUCUUCCGGAAGAGCAACUUCAUCUUCGACAAGCUGCACAAGGUGGGCAUCAAGACGCGACGGCAGUGGCGACGCUCACAGUUCUGCGACAUCAACAUCCUAGCCAUGUUCUGCAACGAGAACCGCGACCACAUCAAGUCGCUCAACCGGCUGGACUUCAUCACCAACGAGAGUGACCUCAUGUAUGACAAUGUGGUGCGGCAGCUCCUGGCAGCCUUAGCUCAGUCCAAUCACGACACCACACCUACAGUGCGAGACUCGGGCAUCCAGACCGUGGACCCCAACAUCAACCCUGCAGAGCCUGAUGGGUCUGCUGAGCCACCCGUGGUUAAGAGACCCCGAAAGAAGAUGAAGUGGAUCCCCACCAGCAAUCCGCUGCCACAGCCCUUCAAGGAGCAGCUGGCCAUCAUGCGUGUGGAGAACAGCAAGACCGAGAAGCCCAAGCCUGUGCGAAGGAAGACUGCCACGGACACACUUAUUGCCCCGCUGCUGGACGCUGGUGCCCGUGCAGCCCACCACUACAAGGGUGGUGGAGGUGAUACAGGCCCCUCCCCAGCCCCACCUCCCGCCCCUGACAAGAAGCAUGCCCGUCACUUCUCCCUGGACGUACAUCCCUACAUCCUAGGCACCAAGAAGGCCAAGCCUGAGGCAGUGCCUGCUGCCCUGCCCACCUCCCGGAGCCAGGAAGGUGGCUUCCUGUCCCAGACAGAGGAAUGUGGGCUAGGCCUGGCUGCAGCACCCACCAAAGAUGCUCCGCUCCCCGAGAAGGAAAUCCCAUACCCCGCAGAGCCUGCCUUGCCAGGCCUUCCAUCUGGGGGCCCAUUUCACGUCUGCUCACCCCCUGCAGCCCCUGCUGCUGCCCCCCUAUCACCAGGCAGUCUGGGCAAGGCUGACCCCCUCACCAUCCUGAGCCGAAAUGCCACUCACCCCCUGCUGCACAUCAGCACGCUGUAUGAGGCCCGGGAGGAAGAAGAAGGAGGCCCCCGUGCACCCCCAGACAUGGGCGACCUCCUUGCCAUCCCCCCACCCCAGCAGAUCCUCAUCGCCACCUUCGAGGAGCCAAGAACAGUCGUGAGUACUGUGGAGUUCUGAGGGGCAGAGCCAUCAGGCCACCAAAAACCCUCAGCCAGGGAUGGCUGAUCCCAGCCCUGAGUGGACAUGGCCUCUGCUCGCCUGGUAUUGCCCACACCCCCAGACUCCUGUCUGCAUGCCACGGGGCCCAGCACCCCUUCCACCUGCCUCAAUGUGGCAUCCACGUGUGCAGGCUGGGGCUAGAGCACGAGGUGGGGCAGGGUGCCCACCCCAGCAUCAGACACUCCCCUGAGGUGCUGGGCUACAAGAUGAAGAGUUUAUUUUUUUAGUGGGUUUUGGUGUGGGCGGAGACUGUGGCAGGACAACUCAGUACACCCAGGUUGGGCCCAGCCCAGGGCAAGUGAGGAGGAUGCUGGCAAAGGUGGCACUGGCCUCAGGACAGACCCCCGGGGUCACUCACUCAGGGGUUUGGCCCCUGCAGGGACCUGAUGCCCUCGGGUGGGGGGCCGAGGGCUGCCCCAGGUCCAAAUCAACAUGCACUUUCUCCUCACAGCCUGACAUACACUUUAUUUUAUUAUGAUUACUGUAACUGAUGAGCAUAUUUAUCAUCAGGAGACUUAGGAUGAGUUUAAAGCAAAGGAUGGUGUGUGUGAGUGGGCCGUAAACAGAGGUGGGUGUGAGCGUGCAAGUGUGAGUACAGUAUGUGCCUAAGUAGAAUGGGUUUGCUGGAGGGCAGAGUGCCUGUGUGCAAGCAAGCUCACGAACAAGUAGGGGGUAACAGGUGUGAGUGAGCUUGAGUGUAUGUGAGUGUGCAAGUGGCACCCACAUGUGAGCAGUAGUCGAGAGCAGGCACGGGCACCAGUGCGAGAGUGAGGGAAAGAAUCCAACGCAAUAACCACAUCCCCCUCCCGGGUCCCCAGCUGCUGGCUGGGCUGCUUCCCAUGGGAGCCCAGGCCCCACUGGCCCCACCCCUAUUACCUCAGCCAGCGCCACUUGACGCAGUAUUAACAAGGUAGCACUGAGCAUAUCAAUAAAUACUAUUCUGAUAACUGCCUGUGCUUCAAGGCCCUGCCUCCCUGAGCUGGUGCCUCCUGCCCAGCCUGCAACACCCAUCAACACCUGGGCAUUACUUGGGGCCACUGAGGACCAGUGGGGAGGGUCAGGCUGCCCAAGAUGCAGGGACAUCAGGCCUCCACCCAGAAGUGUGAGGAAGGGAAGCAUGGGUUCUGGGUUGGGGGGCUCUGGGAGGCCAGGGCAUUUGGUGGGCUCUCUUGGCGGGGCAUGGCAUGGCCUCAGGUCCUGUUGGGCAUAUUACCAGGGAAGUACAGAGCUGGCAGGAUCCAGGAUGCACUCAUGUUCAUCAGGAGGUUCACAGCAGGGGCUUCAACCUCAGGCUCAAGGCUCAGUGAGACAAAGCUGGCCCUGUGGAGCUACCUGUCCUGCAGGUGACCCCAUGGGUCUGAACAGAGACUCCUAGAGACCAGUGGCUGAGGCAGUUAGAACAGGAGCCCAAGAGGUUCAAGGACAUAGGCCGUGGGUCAACAGAGUGGGGCUAAGUCGAGUUCAGAGCAGCCACCUCUGCUUGGACCUUCUGAAAACUCCUUAACCAGCCCUGGAACAGCCCUGAGGUGGGCAGAGCAAGAUGUCCUCAAUGUCCCCAGGAGCCAAGACAGUCCAUCCUCCACUACAGCAGCCACCAAUCUGAGCCUGAGCAUAGCGCACAUUGGAGUCCACAUUCUGGUUUAUUUUUUUUAAAUGUUCUAUUAUUUCAGGCUUGGUGGGGCAUGCCUUUA